Molecule: messenger RNA, 2504 nt
Organism: Sycon ciliatum
Lineage: Eukaryota; Metazoa; Porifera; Calcarea; Leucosolenida; Sycettidae
Product: protein jagged-1-like
Exons: 5
Coding region: 321-1442 (373 amino acids)
Biological process (GO): heterophilic cell-cell adhesion; establishment or maintenance of epithelial cell apical/basal polarity
Cellular component (GO): protein-containing complex; plasma membrane
Source: RefSeq, a predicted model, not a curated record
CCGGUUAGUAGAAGUAGUGCCGUGGUAGUGCAGCGUAGCCGGCCGGUUCAGGAGCAAUCUGCCACUUCAUUCGUCCGUUCAGAAGCCGUUUUCGUACCUCAGGAAAGUGCAAGACUCCGUGGGGUCUUGCUAGCUAGCUAGCGGCUUGACUUGGGUUUCGCUCCCAAAGUUUAUGUUGGAAUCUUUCAUUACGCUAAUGGUCGAGUUAGUAUACAGCUCGUUGCUUAUCGAAGGGAUCCUCAAAUUGAUUCCCAUUGAGUUUUUGCAAAGUGCUUCGUGGUGACCCAAGUCUGAAACGAUUUACUUCCAUUGAAAAAAAUAUGGAGUGCCGAUCGUGGAACGCUCUUUUCUUAGUUCCUACCGUGCUAUGGCUGAUCUCGUUGCCCAGUUUGUCCAACGCCAUAACUUGCUCCAGUCAGCAAUGUCAGAACGGUGGAACAUGUCAUUUGACAGGUGAUGGUAGCACAUACAGCUGCGCCUGCGCCAGCUCCUGGGAUGGUCCCCAGUGCCAGUAUUCAUUCUUACAUGACUCAGACUGUUUUUCCGACUACUGCAACAACCAAGGCUUCUGCAAUUAUAACGCACUGGGCCUGAAGCAAUGUUCAUGCAGUCCCGGCUAUACUGGUGCUCUGUGUGCCACUGAGAUAUUCACAAGUUGUUCGUCGUUAACUUGCCACUACAAUGGCGACUGUACGUCGGACCCGUUUGGACAGGAGUCAUGUUCCUGCUAUGUCGGAUUCCGCGGCCAAUGGUGUGAAACAGUGGAUACUUCAAAUGAUAUCAGCUCAGCUCCCGACACCAGGUCCAGCCUGUCAACAGCCGUAAUUGCCUUGAUCAGCGCAGGCACCUUCGCAUUGCUGUGUUUCAUCAUUGUGUUAACAUGCCUGAUCCUUCGCUCGGCCAGAAACCGGAGGCUGAAUCAUAACUACCAGCUCCUGAUGGCAUCGGAGGAGGAUCAAGUGCGCACAUGCCCAGCACCACCAGCGACAACAUCCGGUGCAUGUCAAAUGGCUCCUCAAGCUCCGUGCACUCAAGCUGACAAGACCGAUAGCCCCACUUCGCCAGUAGUGUCGGCCUCGAGUCCUGCACCCAGUGUAAGCCACACUGAUGCAUCCCCGAAUGUUCACACAGUCCCGAGGCAAUCGGUUCGCACCGUGCCCCAGCCAACACACAACCCACAUGACACUGCAUAUGCAAUGUCCCAGCCAACACACAACCCUCAUUAUACAGCCAGUAGAAUGCCUCAGCCAGCUCACCGCCCUCAUCCCGCCGCUAACACAACGGAACAACAAGGAUACGUGCCUAGCUAUUCACCGGCGUAUGCACCUGGUGCUUCCAUGCCUGGACCAUCCAGCAUACCUGGCUUCACAGCCAACCCAGUACUUGCCAUGCCUACACUACAUGUACCAGCUUAUGGUAAGACCGUACCAAUCUCCAGGUGAGCGAAAUAUCGACUUAAGUUUGUCAUAGAACUACCAUUGCUGCUUUCGAUUGAAAGAGAAAAUCAAAGUUCGUGGAAGCAAGUGAUAUGGUUGGUGACGGUGAACUCUUUAUAAGACGUCUUUCCCCAUUUUAGUUCCCUCACACUAAGGAUUGCUGCAAUAGAGGUAUCCUUAGUUUGCCAAUGCUCAUUGCAUGACAACUAUACGUAAUGCAUGAUCAGCCCACCUGCUCAGGCUGUUUUCUUCUUUUUUUAUUCACCUGUAGGUGGUGUGUGUUUUUAUGGCCAAGCCGUAGCAUACAUUGGACAUCGGCCUGCGUAAUUUUGCCUUAGCUACUGUAAACUGUGAAAUUAUUGCCAUGGUCUGAUUUCUGCGAAAUUCACGACCGCGUGGAAAUCGCGAAAUUUAGACAGCGCGAAAAGAAGAUCUAUGAAAGGUUUAGCAAGAAUGCCACAGGUUGAGCAUGAGUGCCAUUCUGCAAUCGUAAAAUUAAAACCUCGCAAACCUGUCCGGAUUCUGAAAACGCGAACUAAAAACGCCGCGAAAAUUUCACGCUUUACAGUAUUAUGUGUUUUGUAGGGCUGCAAGGAAUAUUCGAUUGAUAUUCGUUCGUUACGGAUGAGUAUUCGUUAGUUUGUGAAAUAAAAUAUUCGUUGCAGCCCUAGUGUUUUGAACUUCACUGCGAAAACUGGAAGAAAGAACUUUUUUUCCUGAAUUUCAUUUUGUACAAUGUAGCCUCAUUAGUCUCGUUUUUCGUAGCCUGUAACUAUUUGCAAUUGCUUUUUGCUGCGUUGAUACUCUAGAUCAAUAGGCUGCUCUCACUGGAUAAGAGCAGUGAGUUAGGUUAGAUGUCAUGAUUUACCACACGAUACCAUACAAUUAUGUUUCCAUGUGAAAAUCUUGCGCUUUUUGUGGACAGCUGCUGUUCUUUUCUUAGAUAGUCCACUUGUAAUUCACUUUCUUUGCCUCUGCAGCAACUUGCUGCUUCUCUUUGUGCAUACCUGCUCCUAUGCAGAAAUGGUGUUCUGGUAGUGCAUUCAACAGCAUGCAUUAAGAGUUCAA